CUCUCUCUCACUAUCUCCACCCUCGGCAAAGCAGCUGAUGCUGAUGCGAGUAGCCUACACUCAUUCUGACUCUUCCAUCCUCAGCGGCGACUCGCUGUCACACGUUUCCCUUUACUCUUUCUUCUCAUUCAACUUGAAGCAGCGCGUUCAUACUGAAGUCAGCAGGGUUUUCUCAUAACAUAUGUGCCAAGAGAAACCACUUAUGUGAAGGAUUCGAGACAAUGACGGUGAUCCCUGGAGGAGACGUUCGUGGACACUAGAACAGUGUGAUCAGAGCAGGACACAUCGCAGAGAGUUUUAAGAGGAACCGAGAGAUGUUUAUACACCACCAGUAGUGCCAAACGGGAAAUGAUGGGCUUUUAAAAACAGACUGUAAGGUCGAAGAGAGGUGGACGAAGACUAGCUUGUUUCGUUUAAACAUGCACGUAAACCCCACCGCAACGGAUGAGAGGAACCUGUAUUAAAGGACCUUCAGAUUACUGGACAUCCCGAGAGCGACUAGGAGCGCUGCGUUGAAUUUGGAAGUGGGGUCAACUGAAUAAUAGCACAUUGCUAAGUCUCCGCAUCGUUGUCUGGCUGGAAACCAUUGCUUGGACCUGACAUGAGCGUCUAACACCAUCGGCAAACAACAACACACACCGGCGGAUAAACCGCACUGAUCCCUGCGAGCGACCACCUGUUUUCAGCGCUGACCAACCGGUGGUGUGAAGUGAAGAAUUGUAGCGGAAACAAGCUGGCCUCUUCUCACCAUGCAUUUUUCUAUCAAUUCAUCUCGCCUUUCCCCCUUCUUCUUUAGUUCUUUAUUUCUCCCCAUCCUAUUACUUUAUGUCUCUUUACCUCAAGUUGAUGCCCAAGAUUUAGACCAAUCUACCUCCAACUGUUCCCAGAACGACGUGUGCACAGACGGGGUCCUGUUACCAGUGUGGAAUCCCCAGAACCCUUCAGUGGGUGACAAAGUGGCCCGUGCCAUUGUGUACCUGGUGGCACUAGUUUACAUGUUCUUAGGUAUGUCAAUCAUAGCUGACCGCUUCAUGACUGCCAUUGAAGUUAUAACUUCACAAGAGAAGGAGAUCACUACAAAAAGACCCAAUGGUGAAACAGUCACCACAACAGUCCGCAUAUGGAAUGAGACUGUCUCCAAUCUAACCCUAAUGGCUCUGGGGUCUUCAGCCCCAGAAAUAUUGCUUUCAGUCAUUGAGGUCUGCGGGCAUAAUUUUGAGGCUGGUUCUCUAGGUCCCAGCACCAUUGUGGGCAGUGCUGCCUUCAACAUGUUUGUAAUCAUUGGUCUCUGUGUCUAUGUGGUACCUGAAGGUGAAAGGCGCAAGGUCAAACAUCUUCGGGUGUUUUUUGUGACUGCAGCAUGGAGCAUGUUUGCCUACAUUUGGCUCUAUCUUAUCCUUGCUGUAAUCUCUCCAGGUGAGGUAGAAGUUUGGGAAGCUGUAUUGACGUUCCUCUUUUUCCCUCUCUGUGUGGUCCAAGCCUGGAUCGCUGAUCGCCGAUUGCUUUUUUACAAGUAUGCACGCAAACGCUACCGAACCGAUAAGGGUCGUGGAAUUAUAGUGUCUGAGGGUGGGGAGGAAUUAGGGAAAGAGGCGGGAUUCACAAAGAUGGACAUGUUGGAAAUUGAUGGAAUCACUACUCAUUUAGAUGGGGUCUUGGGAGGGGAAAGUGGGCUUGGUGGACGUGAUCAAGAAGAGGAAGCCAGGAGAGAAAUGGCCAGAACUCUAAAGGAAUUGAAGCAGAGACAUCCUGAGAAGGACAUGGAGCAGCUCAUAGAGAUGGCCAACUAUCAGGUUCUGAUGCAGCAGCAGAAGAGCAGGGCUUUCUACCGCAUUCAGGCAACAAGGAUGAUGAUUGGUGCUGGGAACAUCUUGAAGAAACAUGCAGCGGAUCAGGCUCGUAAAGUGGUCAGCAGUGGGGAACCCCGAGAGCAGGAAGAUGAUCCUCAUGUUACAAGAAUAGACUUUGAACCAGCCCUCUACCAGUGCUUUGAGAACUGUGGAUCCUUAAAACUUACCGUACAAAGGCAUGGAGGAGAUGCCGGGUGUAGUGUUAAAGUGGACUACCGCACUGAAGAUGGCACAGCCAAUGCUGGUUCUGACUAUGAGUUUGCAGAGGGCACACUUGUCUUCAAACCUGGCGAGAAUGUUAAAGACAUCGCAGUUGGCAUUAUUGAUGAUGAUAUCUUUGAGGAAGAUGAAUAUUUUUAUGUUCGUUUGAGCAAUCCCCGUAUAGUUGGGUGGGCUGAUGGACAUCCUAUUGCUUUGGAGACUGGAGCUCCUGCCCCUAGUGCUGCCCUUGGUGAGGCUCACACGGCAACAGUGACAAUCUAUGAUGAUGACCAUGCCGGAAUUUUCACAUUUGAGAGUGAAUCAAUGCGAGUGAGUGAAAGUAUUGGAAUCAUGCAGGUCAAGGUCCAGAGAACGUCUGGAGCCCGUGGUCUGGUGGCGGUACCAUAUCAAACAGUGGAUGGGACAGCUUGUGGAGGGGAGGACUAUGAGGAAGUGUCUGGAAAAUUGGAGUUCCAGAAUGAUGAGACAAUGAAAACAAUUGAGGUGAAGAUUAUAGACGAUGAAGAGUAUGAAAAGAAUAAGACCUUCAGCAUUGAGUUAGGCGAGCCAGUGCUACUUGAGAUUGGACAGAAGCAUGGAGACUCUAAUGAGAAUAAGCCAGAAAUCGGGGCAGAGGAGGAGGAAGUAGCAAAGAUGGGAUGUCCCAGUUUGGGAGAACAUACUCGAUUGGAGGUGGUGAUUGAAGAAUCUUAUGAAUUUAAGAAUACAGUGGAUAAGCUCAUUAAGAAGACUAACCUAGCUCUGGUUGUUGGCAGCAGUAGCUGGAGAGAGCAGUUUGUCAGUGCUGUUACUGUCAGCGCAGGCGACGAUGAUGAGGAGGAGAGUGGUGAAGAACGCCUUCCAUCCUGCUUUGAUUAUAUCAUGCACUUCCUGACAGUCUUCUGGAAGGUUCUCUUUGCCUUUGUCCCACCUACAGAGUACUGGAAUGGAUGGGCUUGCUUCAUUGUUUCCAUCUUUUUAAUCGGUGCGUUGACAGCGGUCACUGGUGAUCUCGCUUCCCACUUUGGGUGCACUGUUGGCCUGAAGGAUUCAGUCACCGCUGUGGUCUUUGUUGCCUUGGGGACAUCAGUUCCAGACACUUUUGCCAGCAAAGUAGCUGCCAUCCAAGACCAAUAUGCUGACGCCUCCAUUGGUAAUGUGACAGGCAGUAAUGCUGUCAAUGUUUUCCUGGGCAUCGGUGUGGCCUGGUCCAUUGCUGCCAUAUACUGGCGGAGCAAGGGCAAAUCUUUUCACGUUGAUCCGGGCUCUCUGGCCUUCUCUGUCACACUCUUCACGGCUUUGGCUGUGGUGUGUGUCAGCGUGCUGUUGUAUCGCCGGCGCCCCUCAGUGGCUGGAGGAGAACUCGGCGGCCCACGGACUUGCAAGAUAUUGACAUCCUUACUCUUCAUUUCCCUCUGGCUGAUCUACAUCCUGUUGGCUUCAUUGGAAACAUACUGUCACAUCCCCGGAUUCUGAAGCAGCAAUACAUGGAGAGGAAUAUGACAACAGCCAAUGAAGGAGCAUUUUUUUUUUAUUUAUAAUUAUUAGAUAUUUAUCUUGAAGUCUACUUACUGUUGUCGAUUUUUGUAUUUUUUCAUUUCCUUAUCUAGAAAUUGUGAUGAUGGCAUCACUCACUGCUUCCAAGAGAACACAAAAAGAGUGAUGUUUUAUUUUAGUUGAGCUAAUAUUAAAUUGAGAUUUGUUUGUUUUAAUGAACUGUCCCUUUAAGUUAGCUUGAAUGCAGUAUCUCAAACACCGUUCCUUGUUCCCUUGCCUUACACUUGUCCAUCUCUCAGUGGUGUCUUAAACCCAUCCAGACCAGUAACCAGUAACCAAUGACUCAUGUCUUUUGUACUCCUGUUUGAGCCAAACCAAGCCUUUGGUUACUGAAUGAAAGAGUUUACCUUUUUCUUGGGGACAUUUUUCUUUAAUACAAAGUGUCAGUAUUACUCUCAUGUACUUGUAGAUAUGCUGUUUGACAAUAUAUUAUAUAUGAAGAGAAUGACCAAACACAAACUUUAUAAUGACAAAGAGCAGACUGAAUGACUUACUGUUGCUAAGAUGAAAAGCAUGCUUUAUCACUUAAUAAGAAGCAGACAGUUGAGAAGCAUGUCAAGUCCAUAAAUAACCAAAUCAUGGAGGAGUGCAUAUAUAAGUGCAGUCAGAAAUAAAAAGGGAAUGGAACUUAAAAAUUAGGUUUAUUGUUCUGGAAUAAUCCCAAAGAAGAUCAGCCUGAAUAUUAUGACAGUCACAGUGCUGAAUAUCAUUCAAAAUAAUUCUUAUAUAAAUAUGUAUAUAUUCUGUGUUUGCAUUUGUGAGUGAGAGAGAGACUAAGUAUAAACAGCAAGUAACUGAUGUAAUUGUAUCUGUUUUGGUCUUCUCCCAUGAUGACCACAUUCUUUAACAUCAAUGUGAAAUACUAGCCAGUUAAUAUGAAGUGACGCUUGACAUGGUGACAAAAUUACAAUUCUGGCAGGCUUUACCCAGCAAACAAUUGUGUUUAAUAGAUGUCUAAUAGACAUCCAAACAUGGACAGCUCGGCUAAAACAAGGUGAAACCAGGGCUGUCAGUGAAAAUCUAAGAGACAUUCAAGGUGCGGUCACACUGGACUUUUCUCCUCAAAGACUUCCAUUCAUACGCAUGUGUAUGCGUCAAGCUGCCUUUGCGCUGCGCAUGACAUUCAGACAUGACUGUUGGAAUACGCCUCCUUGUGGUAGUCACACAGAACGUUUAGUUUUGUCAUGUACCAUGGAAAAGAAGCUGGAUUCUUAGAAAGAAAGGGGUUGCAAAAAUGGAGGGGUUGCAUGGUUAAAUGAAUGGAUGAAUACUAGAAACUCAUAGACCACGAAAGAUUUUGAAGAGAAUGUGAAGACAACAUUAAAAAAAUAUUUUUUUAAUUACUUAUUUAUGAAUAAAAUGUUUUUUUUCAUAUAAACGUUUUUUCUGAUUCGAAAAAAUUACGAAAAAACUAAGAUUUCUCAUCUCGUGCACACAGAUCUGCAUGGACAACACUGGACUACAUCACAUCCAGUCGACCGGUCACAAACCGUCUAGUGUCAGGAGUUGAAAUAUUUUAACGGACCCACAGCUCAAAUCAGAUCUGAAUUUUCAGCAUAUGGAGAUUAUCAGAACUCCACUCAGCUCCCGGGCUACUCUCCAUUGAAAAUGAAUGACUUCCAGUCAGUCAGUUGUCGUUUGUUGUAUGCCGUGGAAAGGCGGCUUCAGACUGGAAACGUACGCUUGUGCGACAAGUUUCACAGUUUGCUGCGUUCGAAAGUUCAAGAUGGGUGAACUUGGUGACCUGCGAAAUCGCAUCACAUGACUGCGUGAGACCAAUCGAAGAUCAAAACAUGACGUCUCUGGACAGAAAUUUAAAACAUGGACCAAUCGCUCACUUUUUUUAACGUGUAAUCAUCUUGUUUAAUCCCGCCCAUUUUCGCAGCACCAUUCAACAGAGUUUUGCAUGCUUAAACUCUGGUGUGACCACAGCAUAAGAAAAAUCCAAAACUAGACUAGUCAUAAAAUAGACAGAUUAGACAGUGAUUUAGACAAAUUAUAUGUGUAGUCAUUCCUUUCUUUAAUAGUCAAGUUUUGGCCUAUUCUUAUACGUCUAAUAUUUUUUUUACUGACAGCCCGAAUUUAGUCUUGUUUUAGCCAAGAUGAUGUCUAUUAGACACAUAUUACACAGCCACAAAUUCAGCCUUGUUUUAGCCAAGAUGACUAUGUUUAGAUGUCUAUUCGACAUCAAUUAGACUGCCCAAAUUCAGCCUUGUUUUAGCCAAGACGACUGUAUAGUUGUCUAUUAGACAUAUAUUAGACACCCCAAAUUCAGCCUUAAAGCAACCUUUGAAAUAAACUACCAAUUUUUAAUGCAUUUUAACUGAAAUUAUGUAAUUCUGUUAUAAGUAUGUCCAGUAAUAUAAAAAGAAAUAGACUAGAUGUAUACUCUAAUACUUUUAGCAAUAAGAACAGUUUUGUAAUGGGAGGUUCUACAAAAGUAAAAACACUACAAAAAGUUUUUUUUUUUUUUUUGGGGGGGGGGGUGGCUUUGGGGUAUUUUUUAUUAAAUGUAUUAUGUUUAGAAUGACAUGACCUGACAAGAUUGAAAAGGUGCACAGGAAAUUUGGAACCAAAACAAAUGCUUGUACUGUUAUUCAUCAGUAUUGGUUUACCAUGGGACGACACGGUGGCUCAGUGCUUAGCACUGUCACCUCACAGCAAGAAGGUCGCUGGUUCGAGCCUCGGCUGGGUCACUUGGUGUU
Danio rerio (zebrafish) is the source of this 6313-nucleotide messenger RNA. The record is from RefSeq and is a predicted model, not a curated record. Lineage: Eukaryota; Metazoa; Chordata; Actinopteri; Cypriniformes; Danionidae.